Molecule: messenger RNA, 2347 nt
Organism: Linum tenue
Lineage: Eukaryota; Viridiplantae; Streptophyta; Magnoliopsida; Malpighiales; Linaceae
Source: the annotation of a GenBank genome assembly
GCGCUUUCCCUUUUCUCCUCCCCCUCUCAACUUUUCUUCCCUGAUCUUUCUCCGGCUAAUCAGAGUGAGCCUGGAAAAAAAGAAAAUCGUCCUCGUUCUUUCAUUUCAUUUUCUCCGCGCCGGAUCACAAUUCCGCUAAACGAGGAGAAAUGGGGAGCGUUUCGUCGGAGGACGACGGCGAGCGGUUCGAGCUCGACGGGUACAGCUUGAGCGCCGACGUCAGCGAGUCGGAGAGCAGUUCCAGCUGCGUUUCGUCGUCUUCGUUUCGGCAUUGCGGCGGCGGCGGCAGAGGAGGAGGAGGAGAAGGAAGAGGUUCCGCUUCUUUCCUCACGUCUUCCUGUUCCCUUGCUCCACCACUCCAUGACGCGACUGAGUUGGACGACGAGUUGCAGGCGCCGCCGGUCACACUGAUGCCGCCGGUGAUCGGCGGGAGGCACGUUGUGAUUCCGCCGAAGAAGGGUGCGAAACCGGAGUCGGAAUUGUCUGAAACUGAACUAAUGAAGGAGAGAUUUGCCAAGCUUCUGCUCGGAGAAGACAUGUCAGGUGGAGGAAAUGGAGUUUGCACUGCUCUGGCUAUCUCCAAUGCCAUCACCAAUCUCUCUGCUUCUGUGUUCAGCCAACUGUGGAAGUUGGAACCAUUAUCACCUCAAAAGAAGGCAAUCUGGCAUCGAGAGAUGGAAUGGUUCUUAUCUGUAAGCGAUUUCAUUGUGGAGCUAGUUCCAUCGGUCCAGAAUUUCCCCGGCGGGGGAACCUUUGACAUCAUGGUGCCACAGCCACGGUCAGACCUUUUUGUCAAUGUCCCAGCUCUGAAGAAGCUCGACACCAUGCUGCUCAAUAUUCUAGAUGGUUUCUCUAAUUCUGAGUUCUGUUACGUGGAGCGUGGAAUUGUGAUUUCUGGAGAUGAUGACACCAAGAACUUCAUGCUGUCCUUGACUUCUGGGUCAGAGACGUCGUCGGUGAGGCUGGGAGAGAAAUGGUGGCUGCCGUUUCCUAAAGUUCCUCAAAAGGGAUUGUCUGAGAAUGCCAGGAAGAAGUUGCAGCAGUGUAGGGAAUGCACCAGUCAGAUUCUUAAAGCUGCCAUGGCUAUUAACAGCAAUGUGCUUGCUGAGAUGGAAAUCCCAAAUGCUUACUUGGACAGCCUGCCCAAGAGCGCGAAAUCUUGUUUAGGAGAGACGUUACAUGGUUACCUAGCUGCCGACAAGUUCUCUCCUGAUGGCUUCCUGGAUCACUUAGAUUCGUCCUCAGAAUUCACCAGUCUGGAAGUAGCUAACCAGAUUGAAGCAGCUGCUCAUAUAUGGAACCAGAAAUACAUCAGAAAGUACAUGGCUGGAGGAGGGAGGUCGACAUCAUCAUCGUCAUCAUGGGGUGGCAAAAAACUUAAAAGCACUGCUACUCCCAAAUGCAAGAUCCUGGCAACACGGGCUGAGAACGUCUUGCACAACUUACGCCUACGGUUCCCUGGCCUCCCACAGACCUCGUUGGACAUGAGCAAGAUUCAACAUAACAGGGAUGUAGGGCGCGCCAUCAUCGAGAGCUACUCGAGGGUGAUGGAGAGCCUAGCAUUCAACAUCAUGGCGAGAAUCGAAGACCUUCUAUACGUCGACGACGCCACAAAGCAACGUGCAUCAGCAGAGUCCCUGUACACAGCACAAGGCAGGCUGAGCUGUUCAUUUGCCAAACAAAGGUGGAUAUCCCCCAUCGCCCCUUUUUCUUUCGACCAUUCCGGUGAGUUAGUCAGUUGUCAUCAUCAUCACAACGGAACCAUGCCGCAGUCUCCAAGGAAUAGCCACACUAGGGAAAGGGAACCUCUAGAUCAAAGCUCUAGAUAAGCUGGCUUUCUGAGAAAAUGGGGCCCAGACUGCCAUUUACCUCCAGCACAUGGUAUAAAUUGACAGAGUUCAUGGAUCUGUACAUAUCUAACGUUUUAUAGUAGUUGAAAAAUUGGGAGUCGUUUGGUUAUUUAGGGGCAGGGAGGCAUGGCAGUGGCUGGCGGGAAGUCGUACGUUGUAUUUAUAGAGGAAUAGGUAGUUGAUUGAGGGUCUGUUUUUAUUCGAAUUCUGAUUAGAGAUGAUUACCUGUGUGGGUUCGUUGUAGACUUGUGGGAGCUGAAAGGUGCUGAAGUUGUAAUGAUCACAGUGAUGGUGGGCGUCAGAUUUCUCUCUUUGUCGCUGUCAAGCAGAGUGGACCACCAGAAUAAGUAACUCGGAUUCCACAAGGAUCUGUGCAGAGGACGAGAAUCGAGAGCUGUAAAAUUGGAUAUCUAUUGGGAGUUGCUAUUUAAAUGUGGUGGAAUUUGCCUUGCUGUAAAAUUAACUAGUAUCAAUACCCGCGGCGUUGUGUAUUGUGG